AUGGAUAUGAAGCGUACAGCUAUUGACUCUUCUGGACGCCUUGGUUUCUUUUAUAAUGCAUACCGAGAUUGUUUACUUGAACAGUCAAAUAUGAAUAAGGAAGAAGAGUUAUAUGCAACCUAUAAAAUAGUUCAAGGCGAGAUUAAACAUGGCAACGACGAUCAACCUCAAAAUCUUUUACGACUUCUUUCUUUAGACGAACAUUUAACAUUGAGUAUCUUAUUAAGAUUAACACCAAAUCGUAUACAAAAAUUAUCAGACACAAUAGUAGAUACUGAACAAUUCAUAGGCUCAUCAAUACCUUCAUGGACAGCAACUCAUAUCAUAACUGGUAUUGAAUGGGGAACUGACUUAGUUAUCCUUCUGCAGUUACCAACUGACCAAUGUAUAGCAUCACAGAUUGAUGAUGUACUUGACAAACUUCUUUCAUCUUUACUUAAUAAUGAGAAUAUUUCUCCAUUAACUCAAGAUGAAGAAAAAGUUAAAAAUGAUUCAAAUCUACGUUUUAUCUAUGCUGAUUUUUCUGAUUGUUCUUUUGAACUAUCUACUAUGAUGGUAUUAUCAUCAUCAAAAGAGACUCAUGAAAAUAUACUUGAUCAACCGUCAGCUCCAUUGUCUGGAACGAUGGAAGUAUCUACUCCAUCAUUUAGAGAACCUGAGCUUUCUAUUCUACCAUCAGUCGAUGCUGAUACUUCUAGUGUACCGGUAACAUCAAUGACAAUGCCAACUGAUGAAACUAUUAAUAUUCUUCUUUUGGGUGAAACGGGUGUUGGAAAAUCGACUUUUAUUAAUGCUUUUGCCAAUUAUCUUACAUUCAACACACUCGAAGAAGCUGAGAGAGGCCAACCAGUUGUACUCAUACCUGUUUCAUUUAUAAUUACAAUCGGUGAUAACUUUGAAGAACAUAUUGUUAAAUUUGGUGAUAUGAAUGAUUCAAAUAAUGAAGAUUUUGAUCAUCCAGGUCAAUCUAUUACACAAUAUUGUAGAUCAUAUAUAUUUCAUCUAAAUGAUUCUGAUCGAAAAGAACUAUGUAUUAUUGAUACACCUGGUUUUGGUGAUACAAGAGGUAUUCAACA
Molecule: messenger RNA, 1076 nt
Organism: Rotaria sordida
Lineage: Eukaryota; Metazoa; Rotifera; Eurotatoria; Philodinida; Philodinidae
Source: the annotation of a GenBank genome assembly